UCUCAGCCAAUCAGCGCAGGCUGGGCUCCGCUUCUCCUCAUCCUAGCUUGUUGUGGGCCGAGUGGUGGCUGUGUGCUGGGAAUGGUAGGUCGGCUGGGCCGGUGCUGCACGGAAGCUGCAUGUCACCGCUAUCGCUGGAGCUGCGGCCCUGACACCGGGAGGUGCUGGUCAUCAUAAUGGAGACUCUAAGAAAGUAUGUUUGUUCAUUGAGAAGAAUCAGCCUGUGGUCAGUCCACAUCUUUGCUGCUGUUUGCUUGCUGCCCACAGAAGCUGACAUUAGAGCGUAUGCUUCAGAUAAUGACACCAAAACAUUUGAGGACCUUCCAGCAAGGUUUGGCUACAGACUUCCCAGUGAUGGCUUAAAGGGGUUUCUGGUGAGCUCUAAACCAGAGAAUGCUUGUGAGCCCAUUUCUCCUCCACCGGUGCAGAAGGACAACAGCACUAGUGUCUAUGUGGUGCUUAUCAGAAGACUGGACUGUAACUUUGACCUUAAGGUGUUAAACGCUCAGAGAGCUGGAUACAAGGCUGCUAUUGUUUUCAAUGUGGACUCUGAUGAACUCAUCAGUAUGGGGUCCAAUGAUGUUGAGAUUCUGAAGAAAAUUGACAUUCCAUCAGUGUUUAUCGGGGAGUCUACCGCACGAAUACUGCAGGAAGGAUUCACCUGGGAUAAAGGCGCUCAUCUUUUGUUAAUUCCUGAAGCUUCGAUGCCACUGGAAUACUACUUAAUACCAUUCCUAAUCAUAGUCGGGAUUUGUCUAGUGCUCAUUGUUAUUUUUAUGAUCACCAAGUUUGUGCAGGAUCGGCACAGGGCGCGAAGGAACAGACUCGGCAAGGAUCAGCUGAAAAAACUUCCCAUACACAAAUUUAAGAAAGGUGAUGUGUAUGAUGUAUGUGCCGUCUGCCUGGAUGAAUAUGAAGAAGGAGAUAAGCUUCGAGUAUUGCCUUGCUCCCACGCCUAUCACAGCAAGUGUGUUGACCCGUGGUUAACAAAGACAAAGAAGACCUGUCCUGUGUGCAAGCAGAAGGUUGUCCCAUCCCAGGGGGACUCGGAUUCUGAUUCAGACAGCAGCCAGGAAGAUAACGAUGUCUCAGAAAACACUCCAUUGCUCCGACCCACACCUUCUGCCAGUGCUCAGUCAUUUGGGGCCAUAUCCCAAUCUCACUCUCAUCAGAGCAUAGUGGAGUCCUCCUCCUCCGAGGAUGAUGAUGACGACGACGACGAUGCAGAUGACAGUGACAGUAGCGAUGAGCAACAUAAUACACAGAGUGUUGUGGUCCAGCUACAGCACAACAUGGAGCAGGAGUCCAGAGAGAUAAACACUGUGUGAAUCAUGACUGGAGAAUCAUUAAGUGCUUGUCAAUCAUUUAUGAUGCUAGAUUUUAUUUUUCCCCCAAAAUAAGUCUGUAGUAACAGACCACUUGCUGCCUCCUAGCUUUAGCCUCUGAGGCUGCAAGGCUAAUAUACUGUGUAAUGUACAGAGUAUGUAAAAAUGUAAAGCUGCUAUAUGAAAGUUGCUUUAGUUCUUCUCUUGGACACUACCCU
Molecule: messenger RNA, 1543 nt
Organism: Nanorana parkeri
Lineage: Eukaryota; Metazoa; Chordata; Amphibia; Anura; Dicroglossidae
Gene: RNF13
Product: ring finger protein 13
Exons: 10
Coding region: 177-1328 (383 amino acids)
Biological process (GO): protein ubiquitination; ubiquitin-dependent protein catabolic process; positive regulation of DNA-templated transcription
Cellular component (GO): cytoplasm; nucleoplasm
Molecular function (GO): ubiquitin protein ligase activity; zinc ion binding
Source: RefSeq, a predicted model, not a curated record